AAUUUUAAAUGACCAAAUUUUGCUGAUUUGCGUUACAAAAAUGUAAAGUACGUUACCGAAUAUUUCUGCGUUUAAUGUAAAACAUACGGUUUAACGUUACUAGCAAACAAGUGAAACCCCUAUAUAUAUACCAAACAUAGCCAAUCUACAUUUCAUAAGUCACAACAAUAUUAUAUAUAUCAAAUAUAGCCAAUCUACAUUUCAUAAGUCAGAACAAUAUUACUAAACCCUUACAGAGUUAAAACUUAAAAGAUAGAAAUGGCAUAUUCAAGAUUUGUUUUCUUUGCUUUCAUUGCUCUUUCCGUUUUGCUUGCAGGUGUUGAAUCCACAGAAAUGGCGAGUGACGAUUCAGUUUGGUCUUCCAACAAAGGAGGUUCAUUGUGUUGCAACGAUCACCCAAAGUUUGGAGUAUGUACUAAAGAUAGCAGCUGCAACAGUUGGUGCCUUAAAGGCUGUGACAACGGGAAAGGUGGCUUUUGCAAGGAAAAACUUUGUCAUUGCGACUGCUAACUGUAGAACAAUAUAUUCUACUUGUACGCUCUUUCAAAAUAUUAUUGGUUAGGUUGAUAAUUCAAACAAUGUUUACCACAGCUCGACCAACUUAGUUAUUAUAUUACACAUAAUAAGAAUCAGUUAAUAAGUUUUUUUUAAUACUAAUUGGUGGAUUUUAGAACUUCAUUAUUAGUCUCUACAAAUGUAGUUUUACAUUACUAUAUCAACAUAUUUAAAUAUUUUUUUAGCAAAAAAAAAAAAACAUAUUUAAAUAUUUUAGCUGUAUAAAUUUAAAUUUAAAAACUAAAACGAUGUGAUACGUAUGUGAGCAAGAGAAUCUAAUCGGAAGAAAGUAAGGGAAAUGAUGAAAUAAAUAUAUAUAAUUAUAUAAUUAUAUAUCUUCUAGGUGUAUAUAUCAUAAACUUUCAGUCUUUGGAGUACGUAUUUUAGAAAGAAUCUUUAGGAUGUAUGCGUGACAAGCAAUCAAUAAAACACCAUGAACGUAAACAUUCAAAGUUUUUCUAGUUAAUGUGUGCUAAUAACAAAAUGUCAAAUAGGUUAUAAGUUCCUCUAAAUGUUACAUUUCCAGUUUUUCUAGUUCUUGUUCCUUAAUGAGAAAAUGUAAUUUUACCAAGUUUUGCUGAUGUGUUUGUAGAAAUGUAAUGUAAAGUUAGUGUCGACAAUACAUGUAAAUAAGUAUAAUUCGUACACGAGAAAAAGAACAAAUUAAAGCUUAUAAGGAUUAUAGAUCGCUGGUGGGGAUGUAAGAAGAUGGCCGCGUAUAGUUUGUCAGCAGCCAUUGGUGUUGCCUGUUGGGCGUCGCCAUCUUGAGUCUUGGUUCGUACUUGUAUGGCCUUAUGUACUUAACAAGUGCAACUGUUGUGCCGAUUCCGAGAAUCCCCUUCUAAUGCGUAAAUAUAAUCUUAGCCACCACUUCAAUAUGUUUUUGUUCUUUUUAAUCUGAAUUAUCUAUAGAAUAGCAGACGAUAUUUUUUGCUUCAUGAUGUUGUUACGUAUUGACUUAAUAACAUACGAAUCUACAAAAUAAAAGCUCGGUUUGGUUGAUACCCCAGCACUACAUGGGCUUACUUGAGUUUCUUGUGGUGGUGUGCGAGGCAAUUGGGUGCAGAUUGGGUUCAGAUUAUGGAUUACAGAGGUUGCGGCCGGUUUUCUUCGGAUCGGCACCAUGUACAAGGUCGCAUCCAGGCAAAAUAAAAGCUUGGUUUGGUUGUUGAAGCUGUGUUAGGUCGCUGCUGUUUGUUUUGUGGGCAGGUGAUUUGACGCUAUCGGCGAGCUGUUCUCAGUUUGUCUAUUAUCUUUAAGAGAGGAUUCAUCGGAGAGGCCAAAAUUACCGGGUUUCACUUUUGGUUGAACUUGGUUCAUCUUUUUUCGGUAAGUUGUUGGUGCGGAUUAGUCGACCUUUGGAAUUGCGGUUGUGGUAGUGUGUUUGUCCGGCUUUUACUUCUAAAUUGAGUCGUUGUUUAGAUUUUUUUCUUAUUUUUUGCUUUGUGUUAUUUUCUGUAAUUAUGUCGAAAACAAAAGUAUUGGUAAAAUAUCUUUACAUUUUACAAAAAAAAAAAAAACAUACGAAUCUACAAUUUUGUCAUAUGUCGUGUCAGACUUUCAGUGUUACAUUACAUGAUACCGUAUACCUAUUAUAUAUGUGCUACCAUCAUGCCAACUUUAGAGAGAUCCCAAAACGAACACUGUAUUCCAUCAUUAUUAAUUUGUUCAUUAACAUGCUUAGAACAUGAAAUAAUUUACACCAAAAGUAUGCUAUUUAACAAUGACUAAAGCUCACAAGAACUACAAUCAUAUAUAGACAUAAAAAAGACAAGAAAACAUGACAGCAUCCAAAACUCAAGAGAUGUCCUGAUGACAUGACAAUAAAUAUGCUAGUUCCUUCUCUAAAAUCUCGUACAGGUGCAUUAUUUGAUAGGUAUAUAUAUAAUAUAUUCAGCGAUCAAACUAUAUACAGUCCUUUUCGCCCAAUUUAUCUGAAUGCUGAAGCCACACUUUUCACAAUCAUACGGAUACACGUAAAGAUCGAGUGAUGUGUGGAUUCUGCGGUUCAUCAUUCAUAAUGUCGUGGUAAAACCGAGUGACGAUUUUAACAGCAUGUUUAUUUGCCAGUGUGGUUUUCUAGAUUAUGAUGUUUUCGGCUUUAUCUAAAGUUUGUAUGAGUGCGAAUUAAAGGGAGGCUCAUUCGCAUUUUAUGGAUUCACGACAUGUAUUAUGUACAGUACCGUCUAAUAGCGUGAGCAACUUAGAGUGGUCGAGCCCGAGUAAAAAAAUAAAAUAAAAACUAAGAUUUUUUAUAAAUAAAUUUAUAUUUUAUGUUUUAAACUUUUAAAAAAUUAGAUAGUAUUAAAUAUAGAGCUUAUAAUUUCAAACGAGACUUUUAAGAUAUAUAAAUAGAGCAUAACACUACAAAAAAAAGGGGUUAUUGUUACAAUUUUUUGAGACUAAUUUUUUCAGUCACAUAUUUGUGACAUAAUAGAAACUAUUUUGUUACUUAUAUUUUACGUUACAAAAAAGUAGCUUCUUCGUCACAAUAUCGUGACUAGUUUUUAUGUAACAAAAUUUUGUCAUAAUUGGUGACAUAUAUAAGACGAAAAUAAAUGUAACAAUUGUCGUGACAAAAUUGUGACUACUUUCACUGUUACCAAUAUGACGAAUAUAUGACUGAAUCUUGUGUCGCCGUUUAUGACGAUAGAAAGACUAAAUGUUUGUCACGAAUUCCUACAAAACAAUGACAAAAAAAAUUGUUGUAAGUUGUGACUUUAAAAUAUAGCAAUUACGUUACAAUAGCUGGUUUCGCUACACUAUGCAAGUGGCUCGUUUGGUGGCAUGGUCUCUUAUCGUUCAAGAUGUCGAAGAUAAAGAAACACUUGUCUACCAUUGAGCUUUGAGUCAGGUCUGUGUUAUUACACACUUUUCACUUCUCCCACGGUAUUUUGUUUCAGGUUACAUGAAGGUCACUCGCAACAAUUGACUGGUGCUUUUUUUAUCAGUGCAUAAGCGGAUGAAAAUUAAGUUUUCUUAGUGACAAUAUCAAUUAGUUAAGUUUAGGAAUCAUUAAACGUGAUAUGCACAUAUGAAUAAAGCAAGCAAUUAAUAUGGUAUCCGAGCAGAGUAGGGUAUAUCCCAAUUUUUUUCUCAGCAGUCUUGUUUCUCUCUUCUUCUUCGCUAUUACUCUGCAACGUCAUACUCUGUUUCUCUACAACUUUUUUUUUCUCGGAUUCUUAAUCUUCAUUAUGUUAAGACUCAACAGCAGAGAGAACACACAAGAUCCUCAUAGCACUCUCCUUUGUAUCAACACGUUAAGUGUUAUUAAGCUGAUCACAAAUCUCAAUUAUUUGAAGUGGAGCAAGCAGGUUUGGGCUUUCCUUGAGGCUCAUGAACUCUCCAACAUUUCAUUGAAUUCACAGACGUUGCUCCUGCAAAAACGUUUACAUGUUCACUAGUCUGAUAAAAUAAUAACGUAGAAAACGCAAAACACUAAACCGUCUGAAACACAACAAACCGUUUCUUUCGUUUUCUGCACAGCUCACUCCAUCAAGAGUCUGCUCCCUAACAAACCAGAAGAUUGAAAAGGAUGAGGCUCUUGGUCCAAUCCGACAAGAGGAAGAGCAAGCGAUGAAGAACGAGAACUCGUGAACACGCUGGCCGGUGGUUUUUGACUCCCUACACCGGCCAGCGUCGCUGCGUCGGAGAGAUUGAUGCUUUCCUAUCGACAAAGAGGCAGCACACUUCCACCCCAUCUUCCUGCGAGAGCCUGAAGAACCGGAGCAGGAGCUCCAAACGAACAGGGCGACACGACUGACUACUGAAACAACACCGUACAAAGGAGAACGGACUGAGCAUGUCCUCGAAGCUCAAAGUCUCCGGUAAACAGCGAACGAGGACACCUUUAGCAAACCUUCACGUGGACAUAUAAGCGACGAUUUGCUCCUGCUUGGCAACCUUCGUUAUGUUUAUUUUUUUUUUGUAACAGGAAUUAAUUUCCUUAUUAAAAAGAAACAUUUGUUGGAGAAAAGGAAUUUCCCAAUAAGUACAAAACUAAAACUAAAACUAAAACUAAAGCUAAAAGGAAUAAGUAUAUUUUAGAUAUGUAUCUAUCCAUAUAUUAUAUAACGAA
This is a messenger RNA of Brassica rapa (field mustard), 4633 nucleotides long. Its product is annotated as putative defensin-like protein 27. Gene Ontology annotation, cellular component: extracellular region. The record is from RefSeq and is a predicted model, not a curated record. Lineage: Eukaryota; Viridiplantae; Streptophyta; Magnoliopsida; Brassicales; Brassicaceae. Gene Ontology annotation, biological process: defense response to fungus.